AUGCCAGGAAGCAUGGCCAAUAUGGUUGGGUCGCCCAUAACGCGAACUGCCACUUCCACAUAUACCGGCUCAACAAUUUCGCUUCCUCUAGCUCGUGAACGAUCAAACCAGACAGACGGCAUGGGUGGUGUCGCCGUCAUCAAAGAAGGCUGGGCACAGGUCAAAGAGAGUCGUAAUUUCAUCCAGCCAUGGAAGCAGAAAUACUUAAUACUGCGAAAGGAACACCUCGAUUUUCACAAGACGGAAGGCGGCAAGGUAUCCUAUACUCUAUAUCUCAAAGAUGUAGUCAAUGUUGGUAGAGUCGAAGCUGCAGGUACUAUUUUCGAGAUCAAGAGACACACCAAUGGGUCCUCCAAUAGUCCCGGUGACGAUGAUAAUUCUAUCCGCACCUUACAUAUUAGAGUCAAGUCAGACGACGACCUUUAUGACUGGAUCGAUCUCCUUUAUGGUCGGUGUCCCACCAUGGGUGGUGUGAGCAAUCCUACCAACUUCUCACAUGCUGUUCACGUUGGUUUCGAUCCGCAAACGGGACAAUUUGUAGGAUUACCGCCGGAGUGGUCCAAACUACUGAACUCUUCUGCUAUUACGAAAGAGGAUUAUGAACGGAACCCUCAAGCUGUAUUUGAGGUUCUAGAUUUCUAUUCCGACCUAACCAAGCGAGCAGAGAACCCCCAGCAAUAUUCUAGUCUAACACCGACCCCUCCUCCAGGUAGCCAGGGGAACAAGCAGCUCGGAUACAAUGCUGGUGGCGCUUCUGUUGCUCCCCCAAGACCAGUUCCGCCGCAGCAAAAGAGCAGCUAUGGUAACAUGCCUAUACAGCAGCAGACCCCUCCUCCACGACCACCACCACCCGAGAACCCUGCCCAGCAGCGGCAGCAAAUGCAAGGCAUGGCGCCCAACUACGUUCCGCCAGAUCCAGCUCGGGAAGAGCAACGUAUGAGGCUAGAACGGCAGCGGGAAAUUGAAGAGCAGAAUAGGCGAGAUCUAGAGGCUUAUAACGCCUCGAUUCCACAGAAGAAAACGCCCUUAGCCAAACAGGAGAUUGGUGGAUAUGGCGGGUCGUCGCCAUCAGAGCGAUAUAAUCCGUCACGGGCACCACCUCCAGCACCGAAGCCUGCAAAUCAGAUGAAUGGUCUGCGUGAAAAACAACGACCUGCACCGCCACCGCCCACCACAUCAUCCUCUAGACCACCAAUGACACAACAACCUGGUAUGAGCUCCACGUCAAUACCCCGCGAUCCUCAAGGUGCUCAGGGCGCACAACGUAUGCCACCUCGAGCCGAUCAAUCAUCUCCCACGUCAAGAUAUCCCAAUGGUAGCAACACAAAUGGAUCGUCUCAGCCCCGUACAAAUGGCCAAAACCAAUCUCCUUCCCGUCUGCCUGGUCCUUCCGUCAAACCAUUGAAUGUUCCAGCCAAACCAAGUCAGCCUCAACAGAGCGAUGGUGUCAAGGCUGCAGAAGCGGCUCUUACUGCCAAGCCUCCUCCAGAGAGAAAGCAAGACGUCCGCAUGUCAACAAUGUCUGAAAAGGAAGUUAUGGCUAAACUAAUAGAAGCCGUAUCAAAAGAUGACCCAAAUAUGUCGUAUUCAAAACAAAAGAAAAUUGGCCAAGGAGCUUCUGGUUCAGUUUAUGUAGCAAAAGUCAAAGAAGGUGCUAUCUCACCAGUUGCCCGAGAAGUCUUGCGCACUGCCGGAUCGCGAGCUCAAGUGGCCAUCAAACAGAUGGAUCUCGCACACCAGCCUCGCAAGGAACUAAUUGUCAAUGAAAUCAUGGUUAUGAAAGAUAGCAAGCAUCGAAAUAUCGUCAACUUUUUGGAUGCAUUUCUUCGUAACAACAAUUCCGAGUUGUGGGUUGUUAUGGAGUACAUGGAGGGUGGUGCUUUGACUGACGUUAUUGAUAACAAUCCCGUCAUCACGGAGGAACAAAUCUCCACAAUCUGUCUCGAGACAUGCCGAGGAUUGCAGCAUCUUCACUCUCAAAAUAUCAUCCACCGUGACAUCAAGAGCGACAACGUUCUGUUAGACGCUCGCGGCAAUGUCAAGAUUACCGAUUUCGGAUUCUGCGCCAAGCUUACAGAGACUAAAUCGAAGCGAGCCACUAUGGUUGGCACGCCUUACUGGAUGGCUCCUGAAGUCGUCAAGCAGAAAGAGUACGGCCCCAAGGUAGACAUUUGGUCCUUGGGUAUCAUGGCAAUCGAGAUGAUCGAGUCUGAGCCACCCUACCUUAAUGAAGAACCCCUCAAGGCUCUCUAUCUUAUCGCAACUAAUGGCACGCCACGCCUCAAGAAGCCAGAGAAGCUUAGCAAGGAGCUGAAAGCUUUCCUGUCCGUCUGUCUGUGUGUCGAUGUCAAGAGCCGUGCUUCUGCGGACGAGCUUCUUCAACACGAUUUCCUGAAGCAUGGGUGCCCAUUACCAAGUCUCUCCGAGCUACUCGCCUUCCGCAAACACGCCAAAUAG
This is a messenger RNA of Xylaria bambusicola, 2457 nucleotides long. RefSeq names its product kinase-like domain-containing protein. Gene Ontology annotation, cellular component: cytoplasm. The record is from RefSeq and is a predicted model, not a curated record. Gene Ontology annotation, biological process: protein phosphorylation; regulation of MAPK cascade; intracellular signal transduction. Lineage: Eukaryota; Fungi; Ascomycota; Sordariomycetes; Xylariales; Xylariaceae. The transcript has 3 exons. The coding region runs from base 1 to 2457 and encodes 818 amino acids. Gene Ontology annotation, molecular function: ATP binding; protein serine/threonine kinase activity.